UGUGGGUGCGAGAGAGGGACGGGAAACGAUGAAGGAUGAGGUGGAUUGCUCCGCUUGUCCUGGGGUGCAACAUGUUAAUGCCUCCUCGUCAAUGUGACAAUUACCAGAGUGAGUGGAGAUGCUGCCGGAGUUUAAGGAAUCUCUUUCAUCACUACUAUGCGUACGGAGAGAUACCUUCGUGUCAGCAGUGGAAAAGCGACUACAUGAACUGCGUGGAAUGGGAAAAGCACAAGUCUCAAGAGGCUAAGAAAGCUUUACUGGAGAGUGAGCGGAAAAGAGUGAAAGACCAGAAGAGAUACUCGCCAGUCUGGAAACUGAGGAAGAACCCGCCAGCUGACUGGCACCUGCCGCUUAAUGACAGUCAGCAGAAAUAAAGGACAGUCCAUCGUGCCUUGUGCCACCACUUGUCAAAAGGAUGCAGGGAUACAGUGCAAUGACACUGCCUAUGUGCUUCACUGCUGUGCAGUCCAGAACAACUGGGUUCAGGGUAAUCUA
Molecule: messenger RNA, 495 nt
Organism: Callorhinchus milii (elephant shark)
Lineage: Eukaryota; Metazoa; Chordata; Chondrichthyes; Chimaeriformes; Callorhinchidae
Product: UPF0545 protein C22orf39 homolog
Exons: 3
Coding region: 36-374 (112 amino acids)
Source: RefSeq, a predicted model, not a curated record